Molecule: messenger RNA, 759 nt
Organism: Leishmania major strain Friedlin
Lineage: Eukaryota; Euglenozoa; Kinetoplastea; Trypanosomatida; Trypanosomatidae
Exons: 1
Coding region: 1-759 (252 amino acids)
Source: RefSeq, a predicted model, not a curated record
AUGGCGCUUCCCUUCUCUGGGUUCGUUGGCACUGCUUCCCUCUCCCUCUCUCUGUUCCGUCGCUGCUGUCUCCUGUUGUCUCAGCAGCUCCAGGAGCGUGCACACGCACACACACACACACACACACAAUCGUUGACGUUUUGCCACCGAACGAUGGCGUCGUCCGCGACCUCGUCCAGCAGUCCGGAUGACAAGAUUGUGAACCUGCUCGCCAUCGCGCUUCAAAAGAUGGACGACUUCAAGGGCAAGAGUGCGGACGCGAGGCGCUAUGCGUCGCAGGUCGUUGCGGCGGUGCGUGCAAACAACAACACGGAGGAGGAAUUCAGAGACCAGAUCAUUUGCAUUGUCGCCAACGUCAAGAACUUGAGCGGGGAGCUGGGCGCGGGGUCCCAGGAGAGGAAAGCUGGCAUAUCCGCUGCGGAGCUCGCGACAAUGGACGCCAACGCGAUGCGCUCGCAACUGCAGAAGAGAACGAUGGCGGCAACGUUUCGUAAGCGCGCUCGUGAGCAGACCAACGUUGACAAGACUUCCCUGCACUGCACCAAGUGCGGACUGGUGCGUCGCGAUCGACUCAACAUCAACGAGCUUGCCCUCGACUCGGAGGAGAGCGGGUCCCACUUCGACUACAACUUUGACAAUUCCUGUGCCUGCUCUCACUCCAGCGAUGACGAGCGGAGCAGCUCAGGUGAUGAGGAGGACGAUGAAACGGCGAUGUCGAAGGGCAGCUGCGCCACGGCAUCCGACAAGCACAGCGACUAA